AUGGGGGAGCAACGGGGAGAGGAACAUGAGGCUAUGGGGGAGGAAGAAAAUGGCCCCCUCGUUCUUGCCGUCAGUUCGUCGCUCGAUCUGUGCCAGCCUGCUGCGUCAAAUGUGAUGGAUUCGUUGUGCGACGCCGGUGUUCCUUGUUCUUGCCGUCGUUGCGCUAGAUCUGAUGGUGCGUUCAUCAAUUUGUGGGUUCUCGUUCUUCUCGUCAGUUCGUCGCUUGAUCUGUGCCAGCCUGCUGCGUCUUCAUCCAGGGAUGUACAGGCUGGCCAAUGA
This is a messenger RNA of Triticum turgidum subsp. durum (durum wheat), 279 nucleotides long. NCBI's taxonomy places the organism in Eukaryota, Viridiplantae, Streptophyta, Magnoliopsida, Poales, Poaceae. The record is from the annotation of a GenBank genome assembly.